GCACGCGCGCGCUCAUCGGCGGCGGCCUUUGCGCACAGACUGCGCCACCGCCGCUCCCGCGGGUUCCCACCGACACGUGCGGGUCCGGUCUCGCUCGCUGCCAGGUUUUCUCAGCGUCCAAGCCCGAAGCCGCCUUUGAUGUUGGCGCGCGGACGCGCCGAUGUCUUCCUCAGCUGUGCCUAAUCCAAACUCCGACGGCAGCGUGUUUUCUUAGGUGCGCGCGGUUCCCAGAGCUGGGGGCGCGCCAAACGUUCGGACACAUUGUGAGAAAUAUCCGCGUUGUAGCCUUGGAAGCUGUCAACAACACAAUUACCCGCACCAGAACCAAAACACAUCAACGCUGCGGAGCCGCAGACGAACAGAAGCAACGGCGCGUUUCAUUCUGUGGGUGAGAUUGUUGCUGCGCAGUGAACGAAGCUUCGGCUAAAACCUGCAGAAACGCAAAAAAACCAAAACAUUGCAACGUGACCAUCUGCUGUGCAGCUUUUACUGGUGCAGGUUUGGCGCUGAGGGGCAGAGUGGCGCAGGCGGUUGCACGCUGGUGUCAAUUGCGUAAUUAGUGCUUUUAAUGCGCCUCCAGUGACGAGCUCGGCUGUUUGAGGGGCUUCAACGCUGCCGUGUGAACUCAAGGGGCUUGAAAUGUUACACCUUCCUUUGCAGCUGGGCUGCAUCUGCAACGCUGUUGUCUCCCCCGGAACAAGCCGCCACCGGUCCCGGCCCGCUCCGGGCAGACACGACCCACAAUUCAUUAUUUACGGCUUCGUGGCAAAGCGCGGCGGCACUUCGAGCCGCGCGGCCGGAACCUUUUGCGGCACCUAAAGCUGCGCGGCCAGUUGCAUUGGACCAAGCGUCUUGGAAGGGAAGAGUGGCGCUGAGUGGGAAAACACCAGUAAGUGCAGAUGUGGGAAGCUCUGCAGGGUCCUGGGGGGUGCAGGCGAGGCUGGGACGGGGCAGGGUGGGAGCUGAGCUGGGCCCAGCCAAUGGGCCAUGGUAAUUAGAUCCGGCCAAUGUGGGCCCUGGGCUCGGGCCCGGGGGCAUAUAAGGGGGGCCUGGGGCAACAGACCCCUCACAUCACUCAGAGGUCUCCUCUCAGCCUCCACCCUCCCACCGCCAUGGACGUCUUCUCCCCGUCCCAGCUCUACUACGACGGGGCGUGCGCCUCGUCCCCGGACAGCCUGGAGUUCGCCGGCGGCGGCGCGGAGCUCGCCGGCUCCGAGGAGGACGAGCACGUGAGGGUCCCCGGGGCCCCCCACCAGCCGGGCCACUGCCUCCAGUGGGCCUGCAAGGCCUGCAAGCGCAAGUCCAGCUUCGUGGACCGCCGGCGGGCCGCCACCAUGCGGGAGCGCCGGCGGCUGAAGAAGGUGAACCACGCGUUCGAGGCGCUGCGCCGCUGCACGUCGGCCAAUCCCAGCCAGCGGCUGCCCAAGGUGGAGAUCCUGCGCAACGCCAUCCAGUACAUCGAGAGCCUGCAGGAGCUGCUGCGCGAGCAGGUGGAGAGCUACUACGGCCUCCCGGCCGAGAGCGGCUCCGAGCCGGGGAGCCCGCUGUCCAGCUGCUCCGACGGCACGGCCGACGGCAACAGCCCCGUGUGGCAGCAGCUCAACGCCAACUACAGCAGCAGCUACUCGUACGCGAAGAACGAGAGCCUGGACAGCAAAGCGGCCGGCGCCUCCAGCCUGCAGUGCCUCUCCAGCAUCGUGGACCGCUUGUCCUCGGCCGAGUCCGGCUGUGGAGCGGCCGCGCUCCGAGACGCGCCCACCCUGUCCCCCGGCAGCGCCGACUCGCAGCCCGGCACGCCGCAGAGCCCCGGGUCCAGGCCCGUCUACCACGUCCUGUGAGGGAGGACGGAGGAGCCGUGGCAGCGUGUACAUGAGUCUGUAAAUAUGUAUGUAGAUGCCCAUUUAUUCUAUACAUGCUAUCGUAGCCACUGAGACCUAUUUAAUGUUGCAUUAUUCCACCUUCAAACAGUAUUUAUGCAGUGUUGUAAUUUGUUGCUGUGGCCAUUAAAUGUUUUACUGUUUUGUAAAGUU
Messenger RNA from Betta splendens (Siamese fighting fish), 2030 nucleotides. It is a transcript of the gene myf5, whose product is annotated as myogenic factor 5. Bases 1008 to 1838 code for a protein of 276 amino acids. NCBI's taxonomy places the organism in Eukaryota, Metazoa, Chordata, Actinopteri, Anabantiformes, Osphronemidae. Gene Ontology annotation, molecular function: DNA-binding transcription factor activity, RNA polymerase II-specific; RNA polymerase II cis-regulatory region sequence-specific DNA binding; protein dimerization activity. The transcript has 3 exons. The record is from RefSeq and is a predicted model, not a curated record. Gene Ontology annotation, biological process: muscle organ development; regulation of transcription by RNA polymerase II; positive regulation of myoblast differentiation.